UUGUCUCAAAUAGAAUAAUUCGAAAACCACGUUAAGCUUUAUUUAAUAUCAUCGUGCUUUUGUAAAGCCAAAAAAAAUGUUGAUUCCUUCCUUUGGUUAAAUAAACAAUAUUAGAAAGCUAAAUAGGCUUUGGAUCACUGGAAAAGAAGCAUACAUCCUUUUUUUCUGUUCACUUUUUCUCUACAGCUUGCAGAUGUUAUGAGAUGAGAUGCAUCACUAUCUACACAUCAGAUCCAGACUCUCUGUUUCAUCAUCUUCAAUGGCUCGUGGGCAGUUGCUUCAGCAGAUCCUAAUAAUCACUUCUCUCCAUCUGAUAUCUUUAUCAACCCAACAAGAGACAAACUUUGUCUACUCAAACUUCACCUCCCAAGAAAAUCUUUACCUAGAUGCAUCCGCAAAAGUACUACUCCCCAGUGGAUUACUCCAGCUCACAAACAAUUCAGACUAUCAAAUGGGCCGAGCUUUCCACAAGAAACCGAUUGAUCAGUCGAUCACUUCCUCUUUUUCAACUCACUUCGUGUGUGCUCUGGCGCCUAAGCCAGGCGUCGAAGGAGGCCACGGUCUUACCUUUUUAGUAUCUUCCUCUCUCGAUUUCUCGUUUGCACAGGCAACAAGAUACUUAGGGGCUUUCAACGCAUCAACGUCUAACGUUCUUGCUGUCGAGCUCGACACUAUAUGGAACCCAGAGUUCAACGAUAUCAAAACCAGCGACGGUCACGUUGGUAUCGACGUGAAAAGUCCUAUAUCUAUCGCGGUAGCUCCAUCAUCUUACUAUUCAGACACGAGAGGGAAGAACGUGAGCGUGAACUUAUUGUCCGGGAACCCUAUACAGGUCUGGGUGGACUACGAAGACUCUGUUCUCAAUGUUUCGCUGGCACCUAUCGAAGCCAAGAAGCCGAGUCGCCCUCUCUUGUCGCAACGGAUCAACUUUUCAGAUAUUUUUCCUGAUAAUAGAUCGGAACUGUUCGUUGGAUUCUCUGCUGCAACGGGGAACGCUGUGAGCGAUCACUAUAUUCUUUGGUGGAGUUUCACCACAAGCAAAGGAGGAGGAGGAGGAUCACAACUUGACAUCUCGAAGCUUCCUCGAGUUCCUCAUCCGAAACCUCUUCCCACGGUUCGUCCUAAGGCUCCGCGUAAGAAGCUACCUCGGUGGAUUAUCGGCCUGGUUGCUUUUCUUGCUGUUGUGACGUUGGCUGUUCUCGCGGGAGUUUGUUUCCACCGGAGGAAGAAGUUUUUGGAAGUUUCCGAAACGUGGGAGAAGGAGUUCGAUGCGCAUAGGUUCUCUUACAAGUCCUUGUACAGAGCGACGAAAGGGUUUAGUAAAGAUGAGUUUCUAGGGAAAGGAGGGUUCGGUGAAGUCUACAGAGGGAGCCUUCCUCAAGGAAGACAGAUAGCGGUGAAGAGAGUUUUCCACAACGGUGAUGAAGGUGUGAAGCAGUUCGUGGCUGAGGUGGUGAGCAUGAGAUGUCUGAAACAUCGGAAUCUUGUUCCGCUUUUCGGUUACUGCAGGAGAAAGCGUGAGCUUCUUUUGGUCUCUGAGUACAUGUCUAACGGUAGUCUCGACGAGCAUUUGUUUGAUGAGGCGAAACGUAUUCUUUCUUGGAAAGAAAGGCUUGUGGUUGUCAAGGGAAUAGCGUCUGCUCUCUGGUACUUGCAUACAGGUGCCGACCAGGUUGUUCUGCACCGAGAUGUCAAAGCUUCCAACAUCAUGCUGGACGAGGAGUUCAACGGUAGGUUAGGGGAUUUCGGGAUGGCUAGGUUUCAUGAACACGGAGGGAGCGCAGCCACGACGGCUGCGGUGGGGACCGUUGGUUACAUGGCGCCUGAGCUGAUCACGAUGGGAGCUUCCACCGGAACCGAUGUUUACGCAUUUGGUGUUUUCGUGCUCGAAGUAACAUGCGGGAGGAGACCUGUGGAGCCGCAGCUGGAAGGUGAGAAACGGCAUAUGAUCAAAUGGGUGUGUGAGUGCUGGAAGAAGGAUGCUCUGCUUGAUGCUGUCGACCAAAGACUGGGAGAUGAGUUCUCACCGGAGGAAGUGGAGAUGGUUAUGAAACUCGGUUUGCUGUGUUCGAAUAUCGUGCCGGAGUCUAGGCCUACGAUGGAACAAGUGGUCUUAUACCUAAACGAGAACAUGCCUUUGCCAGAGUUCUCACCUUAUACUUUGGGGAUAGGCACAUUUGCUCCGGUUCUGGUUGAUGCGGCUUCCCUUGUUGUCUCAUCCGCUUCGUGGAGUUGGUCGGCUUCCUCUUCGACCAACCACUCGCCUUACGCUUAUCAGGCAAGGGAUCAGCCAUGGGGACAGACGAUAGAGACUAAGGACUCUCUUCAUAUAGUUUUAGAACCUGAGAAGCCUAAGACUCAGACUCUCUCAUCUGCUGUCAAAGCUGUGACAUUGCCUGCAGAAGAUCUCGAGUCCAAUCUUUCCAGCAUCAGCAGUCAGAGGUAAUCCAUGAUGUACAUUCAUUAUCACCCAAACAGAUCUUAGUAGCUCUCAAGAUUGUUUUUUAGUAAUCUGUCUCACCUGUCCCAAUAUAAUCAGUUUGUCUCUCUUUGUAAAUGUUUACCGUAUACAUGUUUCCUCUCUCUGUUACCAAACACGGAAACGAGAUUACUCCUCAGGCUAUUGUUCCUCAAUAUAUAUAUGCAUUGGUCAGAUACUAAAUGACUCUCUGUUAGAACGCUGUUUUGGUUUAUAAGUUGUAACUGUGUGCUUAUGUUGUAGUAAUGAAUUAUUGAGAUGUUUUGGUUUAUAUA
Messenger RNA from Raphanus sativus (radish), 2754 nucleotides. Its product is annotated as L-type lectin-domain containing receptor kinase I.9-like. Gene Ontology annotation, biological process: protein phosphorylation. Bases 209 to 2446 code for a protein of 745 amino acids. Gene Ontology annotation, cellular component: plasma membrane. NCBI's taxonomy places the organism in Eukaryota, Viridiplantae, Streptophyta, Magnoliopsida, Brassicales, Brassicaceae. Gene Ontology annotation, molecular function: protein kinase activity; carbohydrate binding; ATP binding. The transcript has a single exon. The record is from RefSeq and is a predicted model, not a curated record.